CCCUCCCGAGUGUUGAAGGUUGUAAUUCUGGGUAUGAGCACAGGAAGUAACCCUGAGAGGCUACAAAACACAAUCUCCUCUCUCUGGCACUGCAUGGGAGUGUCCCAGGGGAUUGGGAAGGACGGGGCAGUCAGGCAAAGGUUAGGGAGGAAAGGAGCCAGGCAGAGGCCCGGAAUGACUCCAGGAAAUGUUUAGAUUUCUCCACCAGGAGGGAGGGCAAACAAACUUUUUUUCCCCCCCAAGCCUUCUGGGCAGCUCUGAGCACUCUGCAGAGAGCAGACUGUGAGGAAGAAGCAGGAAAGAAAAAUCCUCUCAGGGCUGGAUCCAGCAAUUCCGGGGCAGCACACAUCCCGUCGGACCCCAGAGCUGUAUCCCAGAAAGGUCCGUGUGUGGAAAACAGCUUGCACUUCAGAGCCUGGCCCAGCCACAAGCUUCACCCCUGCCGGGGACAUGGAGCUUGUGAUUCAGGAUGAGGAAGAGAAAGGGCCUGCUCCAGGCUUUCGUUUCCUGGCUGAAGUUUCUCUUGUGGGUGCAGCAUCUGCAUCCCAGGGUGAUGAGGUUAAGGGCUCAGCGGCGGUGGGAGUGGUAGGAUUCCGAUAGCCCUUGUGCCGGUCACCCGAGGACACUCAUCCUCUCUCCGACUGCCAUGGACAACGGGUCGUGCUGUCUCAUCGAGGGAGACCCCAUCUCCAAGGUGAUGCCACCGCUACUCAUCCUGGCCUUCGUGCUUGGCGCCCUGGGCAACGGGAUAGCGCUGUGUGGCUUCUGCUUUCACACGAAGACCUGGAAACCAAGUACUAUUUACCUUUUCAACUUGGCCGUGGCUGAUUUUCUCCUCAUGAUCUCCCUACCCUUGCGGACAGACUACUACCUCAGACGGAGGCACUGGGCCUUUGGGGAUAUUCCCUGUCGCCUGGUGCUCUUCAUGCUGGGUAUGAACAGGGCAGGGAGCAUUGUCUUCCUCACCGUGGUGGCUGCCGACAGAUAUUUCAAAGUGGUCCACCCCCACCACCCGGUGAAUGCCAUAUCCAACCGGACAGCAGCUGCAGCAGCCUGUGUGCUCUGGACCUUGGUCAUCUUGGGGACUACGUACCUUCUCAUGGAGAGUCACCUGUGUGUGCAGGAGACAGGGUCGUCUUGUGAGAGCUUCAUCAUGGAGUCAGCCAAUGGGUGGCAUGAUAUCAUGUUCCAGCUGGAGUUCUUCCUGCCUCUAGCCAUCAUCGUGUUUUGUUCCUUCAAAGUUGUCUGGAGCCUCAGACGGAGGCAGCAGCUGGCCAGACAGACUCGGAUGAAGAGGGCCACCCGCUUCAUCAUGGUGGUGGCUGCUGUGUUCAUCACGUGUUACCUGCCCAGCGUGUUGGCCAGGCUCUAUUUCCUCUGGACAGUGCCCUCCAGUGCCUGUGACUCCUCUGUCCACACAGCCCUCCACAUCACCCUCAGUUUCACCUACCUGAACAGCAUGCUGGACCCUCUCAUCUACUAUUUCUCAAGCCCCUCGUUCCCCAAGUUCUAUACCAGUCUCAAAACCUGCAGUUUGAGACCCAAACGCCCAGGACACUUGAAGACACAGAGGUCAGAAGAGAUGCCAACUUCCACCCUCUGUCGUAAGAGCUCCGUCGAUGGGGCAAAUAGCUCCCAAAGGCCGUCAGAGGGGCAGUGGGAUCUCCAAGUGUGUUGAAUGGCGUUAAGGCAAACGGCCCAACCACAAGGCAGAGGGAUGGGCAACUCUGGAGCUUUGUUUGCCAACUCUUGGGAGACUGUGAAGUUCUAGGGGGCGGCCAGAGACAUUUCAUCUUGCUCCCUUUUGGUGAAGAGUGUCUAGCCAAUCGUCAGAUCUCCUCCUGUUGUGGCCUGCCUCUGCUCACGUGUUCCCCAGAUACUGCCGGAACUCUCACCACUAGACGAUUUUGUGAAGCGGAGGCUGCUCCUGUCCCAGAGGAAGGAAAACAGAUCCCAUGUCAAGCUCAGCUCCUCUUCCAAAGGGGUGACAGGCAUCAGUCAUCCUUCUGUUCGCACUUUCUCCGAUUCCCAGAGCAUUCUCCCCCAGGCAGGACCUUGACAACUUUUAGGUCUCUAGUCUGAGACACUCCUCUAGGCUCUCCACACGGUUUCCCUUGCCUGAAGCGGUGUACAGCCUGGUAGCCAAAACCAUGGUCUGGCUAUAGGACUGGCAAGAUGGCUCAAUGGGUUAAGGAGCCUGCUGCCAAGAUGCCAACCUGAGUAUCCCUGGGAGCCAUUGGUGGAAGGAGAAAACAGACUCCCAAAGGUUGUUCUCUGGCCUAUGCCCCCCCCCACAUGCACGCACGCACACACACACAUGUGUACACACACAAUUAAUUAGUUAAUUAAUUAAUGUGAUAACAAUUACACUUGUUAUAACAAUUGGCUGCACAGUCAAGUGGGUCUCAGUAAAAUCUAGCUCAAGCACUUAUUAGAAAAGCGCUCUUAGGAAAGAGUUUAUAUAACCACAUUCAGUUUUGGUUUCUCCAUUUGUCCAAGAGAAGUACUAGUGCCUCCAAAGGGUUAGGGCAAAGUCAAUGAGUAUAUAAUCUUGACCAUGAGGUCUUUGUUUUACUCUUUCGUCCCAAGUGCCUAGAAGGGACUACCUGCUUAUAACAGACGUAAAUAAAUGCUUGUUGAAUGACUGCGUGCACCUAAAGAAUGAGACCCUACAUCUGGCUACGAGUUUUCAAAGAUGACCUAAUGACAUCACAUGUGGUUUGUGGUUGUUUUUAAGCUCAGAGGGUAGUUUUUAUUCAAGUUGAAAAGAAAAACUCCAGGGCAGGCAAGCUGUAAAUCUCAGCAGAUGGAGAAGGGAGACAGAGAGGGGGAAAAGAGAAAGCCGCUGGCUUUUCUCAGUCGUCACAGAGAGCAUGAGCGGUCCCAUAGUGGGGAGGAGGGCUUCAGAUAAAGAAUGGAAGAGCCCGGAGUGCCAGUGACAGGAUGCACAGGCUCUAGAGAGGUCGAAAGAGACAGGAAAGGAAAAGGGAACUUUGUGUAAGCCGGGACUCAGAACCUCUUGGUGACCCUGCAGUGCCUGACACAUGAGCACACGGCACACAGAGAGUCCAUAGAAAGAAGCAGACACACGAGAGUCAAGUGUCCCUAAGCAGCUACUCCGUUGUUACUGCCUGACUUCUGCUUCCUCGGAAGGAGUCAAGCCAGGAAGUCCUACCAGCAUCAAAUCAAGGACCACAUAUCCUCUUUGUCUUUUAUUUUAUUUUCUUCACACUAUCAUUAUUAUUAUUAUUAUUAUUAUUAUUAUUAUUACUAUUGCUAGUAUUUUGUUUUUGAAACAGGGGUUCACUACAUAACCCUGGCCUGGAACUUGCUGGUCUUUUGGGGAUUUUGUUUGGUUUUUUGAGACAGAGUUUCUCUGUGUAACCCUGGCUAUCCUGGAACUCACUAUGUAAACCAGGCUAUGCUUGAACUCAGAGAUCUGCCUGCCUUGGCCUCCUGAAUGCUGGAAUUAAAGGUGUGCGCCGCCACCACCCAGCUAACUUGCUGGUCUUGAACUUGAGAUCUGCUGGCCUCUGCCACAUGAUUGAAAUCUGUGGAAACUGGUUCGGGAGCUAUUUCAGUAAGUGAAAAGCCUACCACACAGUCCCGAGGACCUGAGUUCAGUCAUAGAACUCAUAGGGUAGCACAAGCUUCUAAUCCCAGAGUUGGGGAGGCAGAGACAGAAGACAGGAGAGGCUCACUGGCCAGCCUAGCUGAAUGGGUAAGCCCGAGGACUCAGCGAGACUGUCUCCAAAACAAAACGACAGCAAAGCAAACAGGCAAACACGGUAGGGGCUGAUGUGAUCACUCAGUGGGUGAAGGCCCUUACCACCAAGGCCUGAACGUGAUCCAGCCAGGAACUUGGGCGGCAGAAGGAGAGAGCUGACCCCUGUAGUGUGUCUCUGACCUCCUCUUGUGUGUUCACACAUGCGUGUGCACACAAGAGCACACACAUACACUCACACUAAACAAACACUUUUUUAACGUCCCUCCUGAGUAAUGACCCCAGAGGUUGGUCUCUGGCCUCCACCUCUAUUCACAUGAGAGUGCACACGCUUAUCCUACAUGCAAAAAUAAACAGAAAUCUGUGAAAACCCCGGCUUUUAACUCUACCCUGGGGCACCAUUUUCACUCCUUUGAUGCUUGAUCCUAAUAAAAAUGGAUUUUGAAAGAAAGCAUGCCUCUCAAGUGUGACUCUCGCUCAGAAGCUUCUCUGAAGUGGCCUUCCAUGUGAAGGAACUAAAGGCCCAAUCCCCAGAAGCCCACGAGGUUCUCACCGCAAAGCAGCCAGAGCAAGCUGGAAGCCAGGAAAAUGAAACAAGACCUCAAGGAUAGCCUUGACUCUCCGUGCACUUCCCCUUUGAAGCUGGUGAGUGCGACACAAAGCCUGUCUUACCAGAAAGUGUUCUUGAGAACUGGGGCGUGGGGCUGUCUGAACCAGGAAAACAAUGCGUUUAGAGGAAAUGGUUCCCUUCCCCGGGAAAGCAAAAACCCAUAUAAAAAGAAAAUGACAAUUGUCUUCAAUUAACCUUGACAACGGAAAAUAAAUGAGU
Messenger RNA from Alexandromys fortis (reed vole), 4553 nucleotides. It is a transcript of the gene Hcar1, whose product is annotated as hydroxycarboxylic acid receptor 1. The record is from RefSeq and is a predicted model, not a curated record. Lineage: Eukaryota; Metazoa; Chordata; Mammalia; Rodentia; Cricetidae. The transcript has 2 exons. Gene Ontology annotation, biological process: G protein-coupled receptor signaling pathway. Gene Ontology annotation, molecular function: G protein-coupled receptor activity. Bases 647 to 1678 code for a protein of 343 amino acids. Gene Ontology annotation, cellular component: plasma membrane.